AUGAGGCGCAGAGCAACAUUCAUCCAUGAUGGUGCUUCAGAGUUCAACCCCGAAUCUGUCCAGGUCACCAAGGACCGCUUCUUCCUGCCUGAGAUCAAGGCGGCGCGUGAGGAGCAGUUGAAAUACAGCCUCGAUGAGCUUCCAGAAGAGCUCCAACAUGUUCUGAUCAAUGCCCACGAGCUGCAUCUUCGCUGGGCCCCAGAGCACCUUUACAACACCGUGGCCCCCUACCUCUCCCGGCUCUCGCCUGGAUUGCAUGUCUUCUACACUCCCCUCGAGGGUGGCUCAGAUGAUUUGCUCUGCCCAUUGCUUCGCAAAGCGUUCGACAAUGACCUCAAAUGCCGCUCUCCCAGCCACACCUUUAUCAAAUCUGCUAAUACACCCACCGAGUUCAGCACUACUCCUGCGCUCCAGUACCAUUCCGUCCUACCUGAUCUCGACCAUCUCGCCGCCUACCUUCAGCGUACCGUGUGUCCGCACUCAUCACUGUUGUGCAUUCAUUCUACUACCCUACUGUCCACCGCCGAUGCUCUCGACCUCUCUUGGGAUGCCAUCUCCAACACUCUGACCCUCACGGCGUUUUGGUCGCGCCCACCCUCAUUCCUGGUCGACCCCGAAGCUAACACUAAGACCAACGAUGCUUGGUCCCUUUCCAUCGACACACCACCCACAAACUCCCGCGUUGAAGUCGGCAUCCUGUCCUCCGAGCCUCCCUCGGACGAUCCACACGAGCUCACACUAUCCGGCUUCCUGACCGUCCUUGGCAAAGACACCUCACCCAAGCCAACACGCUUCUCGUUCCCGAGUCGGCACCACUCGAUCCCGGCCUCUCAGCCGCAGACCUACACGGCCACCAUUACAGAGCCCCAAGGAUUGCAUCCCACGCUACGCAUCAGCUUCCCCAAUGCCACCGCCCUGACCCCUCCAUCCACGGCGCCUCCUGACGCACAAUGCGCCCUCCAAAUCCACCUGACACUCCCAUCUCCCAUUUUCGUGGACCCCUAUGCCCUCAAGCCCUCAGACCCCAACUUCGUGGCCUCCCACCACAUCACCGCUGUGCACGCCCUAGCAGGCUACACCGACCUCGAAGCCCCCGCCUACCUACCCUCACCAUGGGGCUCCACCUUGCUCCUGACCCCCUCCCUUCCUUCCACCGACAACCUCCACCAACCAGCCGAAGCCACCUGGGACGUCACCAUCCCGCUCCACCUCCGCUACCUUCCCCCUUCCCCACAAAGCCACCUCCCCACCACCCUCCCCUGGCCCACCAUCUACUGGGCCUGCACCGCCGACUCCGGCACCAAAUUCCCCAUCAACCCCUUCGACCGCAUCCACCUCGGCUACGACGGCGCCUACGGGCCCCGCACCAUGUUCUACCACUUGACCCCGUCCAACAACAGCACCCGCCUAACAGAAACCCUCCAAGUCCCCGUCUACGACACCUCGCGCCUCUCGCCCUACACCGUCGAGGUCGUGACCCUCCUGUGCAUCGUCGCCGGCUUCGCGUGGGUGCUGGUCAAGUUGUGGCCCGCGCUGUGGAAGGAGUUGCAGGCUUACGUGCCCGAGACGGUCCUCACGGACAAGCCGAUGACCAAGGAGUGGGAGGAGCCGGUCAAGGGUGGGCCGCCGCCGCCGGCGGGGGUGAGAAGGAGGGUUGGUGGUUGA
This is a messenger RNA of Cyphellophora europaea CBS 101466, 1665 nucleotides long. RefSeq lists its product as uncharacterized. Gene Ontology annotation, biological process: GPI anchor biosynthetic process; protein processing. The transcript has a single exon. NCBI's taxonomy places the organism in Eukaryota, Fungi, Ascomycota, Eurotiomycetes, Chaetothyriales, Cyphellophoraceae. Bases 1 to 1665 code for a protein of 554 amino acids. Gene Ontology annotation, molecular function: mannosyltransferase activity. Gene Ontology annotation, cellular component: endoplasmic reticulum membrane; glycosylphosphatidylinositol-mannosyltransferase I complex. The record is from RefSeq and is a predicted model, not a curated record.